GCCUCCUCCUCCUCCUCCUCACUCCUCCCGCGGAUAAUGCACGUCCGCGCGUCACAUUCCUGCGUCAUUUCUUUCGCGGCCGCGUCCCAAACCCUCCCUCUCCUCCUCCCCCGCUCGCGCUGAGGUUGUAAAAUCUCGCCACUGCUCCUCACGUGACCUCCACCGCCGUCAUGACCUCUGUGAUUAAUAAACCCGCGGCCGCCGCGUCCUUUACGGCCUGUUUAUGUUUAUGCGACUCUGCCGCUGCCGCGCUGACGCCGCCUCCGCGCAGCUGAUGAAUCUGGACGCUACGUCCGCGCGCAGCACUGCGACUGCGCUUCCCCCCCGCUAUGCGUAAAACGCGCGCGUCGUUUCCGCCUUCGCUUUGCCGCUGAUGCGGCCCUUCGCCAUCUCCUCGUCCCUCUCCUCCUCCUCCUCGGUACCGGCCGCUCACCGACCCCUCAGCCGUCGCUGCCGCUCACGCACAGGGGCAGCAGGAUGGUGCGCAUCGCCAGCGCGCUGGGGCUCGUCAUGUUCAGCGUGGCGCUGCUCAUCCUGUCGCUCAUCAGCUACGUGUCCAUCAAGAAGGACUUCCUGCUCAGCUCCCCCAGAUACGGACCUAAUGGAGGACCCAGGAUGUACAUGUUCCACGCGGGGUUCCGCUCCCAGCUGGCGAUGAAAUAUCUGGAUCCGGCGUUUUCGUCUCUGACCAACUCUCUCAGCGAGGACCUGCUGAACUCGUCCAGAUGGACGUACAACAGCACUGGGUUUACACAGCAGAAACAAGAGAUCUCUCAAUACAUCGACAUCCCCCACAACUUCACACUGACGCGGGACGCGGUCAGGAUCGGACAGCUGAUGCAUUACGACUACUCCAGCCACAAGUACGUCUUCUCCAUUGGCGAGAACUUCCGCUCGCUGCUCCCCGACGCCUCGCCCAUCCUCAACAAACACUACAACGUCUGCGCCGUGGUUGGCAACAGCGGCAUCCUCACCGGCUCGCGCUGCGGACCGCAGAUUGAGAAGUUCGACUUUGUCUUCCGCUGCAACUUCGCCCCAACCGAGCUCUUCAAGAAGGAUGUCGGGCGGCGGACCAACAUGACGACCUUUAACCCCAGCAUCCUGGAGAAAUACUACAACAAUUUGCUGACUGUGCAGGACAGGAACAACUUCUUUCUGAGCCUGAAGAAACUGGACGGCGCCAUCCUGUGGAUCCCAGCGUUUUUCUUCCACACGUCGGCCACGGUGACGAGGACACUGGUCGACUUUUUUGUGGAGCAUCGAGGUCAGCUGAAGGUCCAGCUGGCCUGGCCUGGAAACAUCAUGCAGUACAUCAACAAUUACUGGAAAACCAAGCAGUUGUCGCCGAAGCGCCUCAGCACCGGGAUCCUGAUGUACACGCUGGCGUCGUCCAUGUGCGACCAGAUCCACCUGUACGGCUUCUGGCCGUUCGGCUGGGACCCCAACACGGGCAAGGAGCUGCCGUACCACUACUACGACAAGAAGGGCACCAAGUUCACCACCAAGUGGCAGGAGUCGCAUCAGCUGCCCGCCGAGUUCAAACUCCUCUACAAGAUGCACACGGAGGGACUGCUGAAGCUCAGCCUGUCCCACUGCACUUAGGGCUAACGUGGCGGCGUCUGCGGCUUCAGGCUCCGCCCCCCUCGCAACACUUCCUCUCACCAGGGCUGUCAAAGGGACACGAAACUCAAAGGCUGGGUUUGUCAAACUCAAAAUCGUAGACUCGUAGCCUCAAAGGAAACACACACUCUGACACUUGAGAAGAAACUGUUUGUACAAAACUGUGAAAUCCUUUGAGAAACGAUGGACAGUUUUGUUUUCUACUGCCCGAGAAUCUGACGCUGUGAAGAACUUCUGUCUGCAGCUGAACGCACGUUCGCCAACGUUUCCAUCACGGACCCAUUUUUUUUCCAUUGUUGAUUCUGUGAAGAUUUUCCACGUGGUAAAUAUUGUCUCAUAUCGUGGAUCAUAUUCUGGUUAUUUUGCUAAUCAGCACUGAAGCAAUGCGCUGUUCUCGAUAUGACGCGUUAGCGUUAGUUACAGUCCGAUCAACCUUUGUGUAAGUGUCACUUUAACGCUUUGACGGUGGCCAUGUCUUUUUCCCAUGCUGGCGUGUCUGUCACAGAAAGGGUUGCUAAUGUUGCUAAAGCUGUGGCGCGCCAAGUUUACGUACAAAGUCAAUUCACAGACGAUGCGUUGCGCACGUCAGAAUCUCGUCCAUCGCGCCUGACGCUCGAGUUGAAUGAUUUUGCGUACUUGCCCGCAGGAGGAAACGGCCGUGUCCGACAUAUCUCAGACGCCGUACUGUUAAAACUCAAACGCGUGCACAAUUAAGCGUGAUAUGAUAAGCUAAGCUAACCUAUAGCACCUGUGCUCAAAUAUUAGCAUAAUGUAUGACGACGGAAAAAAAUGUGUUAUCUCUGCCACAAGCAGCGUAAGCAACAGCGCCACCACGUUCAAAGUGGUCGACCAGUGUACGUGUCUGCGAUCUCUGAGCCCUACAGAUAACGUCCAGCAAAGAAUUAGCCUCCUGCGGGGAAACAGCCAAUCUUUAAGAACAACCGGCAACGAAUAAAGCCCGCUUCUAGUUUGUUUUACACACGUGUGAGAUGUGAAAAUUAUUUUUGGAAAUUACAAUCGAUGACCACUUUUUCUUUUUACAGUGAGCUAGUUUUUGGCUAAUCUUUAUCAAAAGCUAGCUGCGUAUAAAUGAAUAUAUAACAAAAGGCUGGCAGUUGAAGGAUGAUUGUUAAAAAAUGGAAAACUUACAACCUUCAUCUACAGAUUCUGCAACACAUGAUGUUCCUCUCUCGCGGACGUAAGGGUGAUGAUAAAAAUGUCGUUGGAUUUAAUCAGAAACACUUGGAUUUUUCCUCAUAGCAUCACAAGAAUGUCCUCAUAGUACCACAGAAGUUUGCAUCAAACGUCUUCUGAUGUUUGGUCUCCAACAGUUGGUCUACUGCUGCUUGGAGAACUGCUAAAAAAUUUUCCACACCCCCUGCUGGUGUUAACUCAAAUACUUACGCUAUCGAAAAACACAAUGUGGGAGAAAAGUACGUUCCUCACAAAACCUUUUUGAAAAACAGGGUCGCACAAUAGUCAUGGAUUGGUUCUUGACUGACACUGUCCACUUACUGUUUCUGCGGAAAAUCUGCUUUUUAAACCACGCCAAACCAGCGUUUAAGAGGGCACAACCCUAAUGCAACCUUGGAAAAAAUGAUGAUGUCAUAGCCCCGCCCCCUCUCAGUUCUACAUUCACAGUCACCAUCUCUGUUGCCGUCGUCUUCCUCUUUUUGUGUUUGGAGUUCGUACACAGAGCGGAAGCCUUGCGCGAAUGCUCUUCACGUUCUUCUUCUCCAGUCUUUGCGGUAUUUCUCUGGCAGCAGUGUCACAGCGCCACCUACAGGCCUGGUGUGAAUACUACAGUAUUUAGAGUGGUUUUGGGAGGUUCCGUGUGUAUGUGUAGACAUUUCUCGAAACAAUAGCGUGUUUAGGUGAAGACUUUUUAGUUAAGAGAUUAAAAAUCGUACUUUUUGUCUUUGUUUUUCUCGGAACGACAGAUGACCUGCGUUGGUUGUCUUCCUCGUGACAGAGGCCUGUGCUCAUGGGCUCGGGUCUGAUCCUGCUAAUUUGAUCUCAGGACGGUAACAACGUGACCAGGAGUGAAAACACACUUUUAUACAUGUACAGUACAUUUUGAAUUAAGGUAACUGGUGGAUGCUGCUGUUAAAUUAAUAUAGACUAACCAUAGAUGCAAAUUUAUUUUGUUUGACAUGUUCAGUUCCUUUGAUUUU
Solea senegalensis (Senegalese sole) is the source of this 3794-nucleotide messenger RNA. Its product is annotated as sia-alpha-2,3-Gal-beta-1,4-GlcNAc-R:alpha 2,8-sialyltransferase-like. Gene Ontology annotation, biological process: oligosaccharide metabolic process; N-glycan processing. Gene Ontology annotation, molecular function: alpha-N-acetylneuraminate alpha-2,8-sialyltransferase activity. Lineage: Eukaryota; Metazoa; Chordata; Actinopteri; Pleuronectiformes; Soleidae. The record is from RefSeq and is a predicted model, not a curated record. Bases 478 to 1602 code for a protein of 374 amino acids. The transcript has 4 exons.